AUGAAUCCACUGGAUAUCCCUGAAGAGCUAAAUCGUGGCACAUGCAUAGCCCAGCUUCCAAACGGCGAUUUAUUCUGCUAUGGCAAGGAUCCAAGUUCAGGUAUUUCCUUGAUUAUUGAUAAAAAUUGUAAAAUUCAAAUGCUGCCUCCAGGAACUCCUUGUGCUUUUUCGUCAGCAGUCUAUUUUGAAAAACGUAUUUACUGCUUUGGAGGAUUAAGAUAUGGCCCCUUAACAUUAGCAGAAUGAUUUGAUUUAGAGAAACAAAAAUGAAUCAGCUUAAAAUCUAUACCAGAUGCUGACUUAAAUUGCCACUGCAUUGUGUAUAAUGGAGAGAUUUUAAUUGCUGGGAGCAUCAAUGCCAAUAUUUUAAGGUACUCAAUUAAUUAUGAUAAAUAUACCAAAAUUCACUUUAAAUUUGAACAAAGAAAAAGAAAAAUCCUGAUAAAUUUGGACAGACUGUAUUUAAUAGAAUUUGGUGGAUUUGUCUAUGAAAGCGAAAUCGCAAACCCAAAUAAAUGGAAUCAAAUAGGAAUGUCAAGAAUCAGCAACAAUCAUCCUGCUCAAGUGAAUUGCUCGUAUAAUAAAGGGGCAAUAUAUAUAGCUGUUGGUUUAUCGAAUGAAAGCUAUUAUAAAUUUGAUUUGAAUAAAAAAAAAUGGUUCAACUUAAAUAAAGAGAAAAUUAUACUUUAA
Molecule: messenger RNA, 690 nt
Organism: Blepharisma stoltei
Lineage: Eukaryota; Ciliophora; Heterotrichea; Heterotrichida; Blepharismidae
Source: the annotation of a GenBank genome assembly